Messenger RNA from Capronia epimyces CBS 606.96, 1380 nucleotides. RefSeq lists its product as uncharacterized. Gene Ontology annotation, molecular function: aldehyde dehydrogenase [NAD(P)+] activity; succinate-semialdehyde dehydrogenase (NAD+) activity. The record is from RefSeq and is a predicted model, not a curated record. Lineage: Eukaryota; Fungi; Ascomycota; Eurotiomycetes; Chaetothyriales; Herpotrichiellaceae. The coding region runs from base 1 to 1380 and encodes 459 amino acids. The transcript has a single exon.
AUGGCUCGACAUUAUCAGACCCUCAACCCCGCCACUGGCAAAGUCGUCCAGGUCUUUCCACAAAUAUCCGACCAAGACGUCCAGACCAUCCUGAACAAAGCCUCCGACCGGUACGAGAAUGACUGGCGCUUCCGCUCCGUGGCCGACCGGGCCAGUGUCGUGGCAAAGGCCGCCGCGAUCCUGCGACAGAAAACCGACGAGUUGGCCGGCUAUAUCACGCUCGAGAUGGGCAAACUGAUCGAGCAGUCGCGCUUUGAGGUCAAGCUGUCGGCCGACAUCCUGGAAUACUACGCCACCUAUGCCGAAGACUUCUUGAAGGAUCGCCCCGUGCCCAAUUCGACACACAAUGCCAUCAUCAGCACCGAACCCGUCGGCGUUCUGCUGGCCAUCGAGCCGUGGAACUUCCCCUACUACCAGCUGGCUCGGGUGGCCGGCCCCCAGCUGGUGGUGGGCAACACGCUGAUUGUCAAACACGCCCGGAACGUGCCGCAGUGCGCAUUGGCGUUUGCGCGAGUCCUCGAAGAAGCCGGCGCCCCCGACGGCGUCUACAACAACAUCUUCUGCGGGUUCAACCAGAUCAACACAAUCAUCGACGAUUUCCGCGUGCGUGGUGUCACCCUGACGGGCAGUGAGAAGGCCGGUGCCGCCGUGGCCGAGCGGGCCGGGCGCCAGUUGAAAAAGGUCGUGCUGGAGCUCGGCGGGAGCGACCCUUUCAUCGUGCUGGAAGACGCAGACAUUGAAGACGCCGUCGCCCACGGCGCAGAGGGCCGGCUGGUGGUCAUGGGCCAGUGUUGUGUCGCCUCCAAGCGGUUCAUCGUGGUGGGCCAAGAGCGUGGCCGGCGCUUCCUGGAACAUUUAACCAAGGCUUUCGCCAGUCUCAAGGUCGGCGAUCCAGCCGACAGUUCCACCAGCAUUGGCCCGUUGGUGUCAGAAGAAGGUCUCGACACACUACUCAAGCAGAUCGAGUCUGCCAAAGCUCAUGGCGCCCGCGUGGUGACGGGAGGAAAACGCAUCGACCGCCCGGGCUUUUAUGUCGAGCCGACUGUCAUCACCGACAUUACCGAAGACAACCCUCUGUUCCAGGAGGAGACAUUCGGCCCCGUCGUCUCCUUCUACAUCGUUGACAACGAAGAGCAGGCGAUCAAACUAGCCAACGCAACCAAGUUCGGGCUGGGUGCCUCGAUCUUCAGUCGGGAUACGGCGCACGCCCAAGCGGUGGCCAAGAAGAUAGACAGCGGCAUGGUGUCGAUCAAUGCCACAGGACAAUUUUCCGCAGAGCUACCGUUUGGAGGGGUCAAGAACUCCGGUUUCGGUCGAGAACUGGGCGAUCUGGGCAUUGGCGAAUUUGUGAAUCGCAAAAUCAUUCUGACCCGGCCGUAG